Helianthus annuus (common sunflower) is the source of this 630-nucleotide messenger RNA. RefSeq names its product protein PELPK1-like. The coding region runs from base 1 to 630 and encodes 209 amino acids. Lineage: Eukaryota; Viridiplantae; Streptophyta; Magnoliopsida; Asterales; Asteraceae. The transcript has a single exon. The record is from RefSeq and is a predicted model, not a curated record.
AUGGCCUGUUACAAGGUUAGUUCGUUCAUCAUGAUAUUGCUGUUUGUCACUUUAGUAUCAACCGGCGGCGGAAAACGCUUUGCAGAGGCACGUAAUCUUUUGGAGGUUCCCGAUCUUCCUAAGCCGACACUUCCAGAGAUUCCAAAGCCGACACUUCCUGUGAUUCCCAAGCCUACACUUCCUGAGCUUCCAAAGCCCAUUUUUCCGGCGAUUCCCAAGCCUACACUUCCCGAGGUACCAAAGCCUGAAGUUCCAGAGCUUCCAAAGCCUACCAUUCCUGAGAUUCCCAAGCCUAUUCUUCCCGAGGUUCCAAAGCCUGAGGUCCCUGUGGUUCCAAAGCCUGAAGUUCCAGAGCUUCCGAAGCCUACCAUUCCUAAGAUUCCCAAGCCUACACUUCCCGAGGUUCCAAAGCCCGAGGUCCCCGUGGUACAGAAGCCAGAAGUUCCUGAGCUUCCAAAGCCCACCAUUCCCGAGCUUCCCAAGCCUACAUUUCCUGAAAUUCCAAAGCCAGAGCUUCCAACUCUUCCAAAACCCGAAGUACCAAAGGUUCCAGAAGUCCAUGAACUGCCUAAACCCACCAUUCCUGAGUUGCCCAAGGACUUUCCUAUUCCUUCCCUACCUCAUCCAUAG